Molecule: messenger RNA, 3236 nt
Organism: Anopheles merus
Lineage: Eukaryota; Metazoa; Arthropoda; Insecta; Diptera; Culicidae
Gene: qtc
Exons: 6
Coding region: 1058-3169 (703 amino acids)
Source: RefSeq, a predicted model, not a curated record
AACGCGAGAGGGCACGCCACGCGUCGGGUAGUUUUGGGGUUGUUUGGGUCGGGAAAAUCGAUUCGGCAAAAGCAGGACAUUUCGGUGCCUGCAAGAGAAAAAGGGCUUCGUUUGUGCUUGUGUGAGACAGCGAGAGCGAAGGAAAAAAAGAAGCGUGUGAGAGAGCGAGAGAAUAUCAAAUCCACGCGAGUAGUAGCAACCGCUUGCCAACUUCACCAUCUCGUAGUCGAUGCUGUGCGUUCGUUGGCUGUCGUUGACUAGGGACUGCUCUCUUCCACACACCGACUAGACAUUUUCCGAGUAGCAUUUCCAGUCAGUGUGUGCGCUUCGCUGGCUGUUCUCCAAACGUCGGAAAGCGCGAAAAAUUGCGUAAUAUCCAGCUGUGCAGUGCUUGUGCGAAAAGUGUUUGUCGUGUUUCCGAAAAGAGUGGUGCUUCCUCGUUCGCUUCCAGAAUCCGUUUUUCUUCCCAAAACCUGCAGCAUGGGUGCACUGUUUGAGUGAGCAAUAAUCGUACAGCUAAGGGCAAACGCCAUGGAAACGGUUACCAUGGCAUCGAUCUUGCCAAUGUUGCCGGAAGCUGCCUUCGCUUUGGCUGUGUGUGUUGUUGUUUCUGCGUGGAAAACUCUGCCCCACGGGCGGCUGGCACUGUCCGCUGGCCAGUUGUGAUGCGAAGGGCACGUAGUCGGCGUAGUAGUGCAACGUGGUACGUGCAAAAAAGUUUAAAUUAUAACAAAGGCGUACACAACAUCACAGCGUGAGAGGGGGUGUGUGAUUCGGUGUUUUCUGUGUUUAGCUUUUGAGUUCUUUUUUUUUUUGCUUAUUUUGCUCACCCCACGGAGUAAACGCUUCACACCAUCGCCCUGGGGCUGGCCUAGCGGCCAAGCUUGAAAAAAGAAGCCAAGCUUGAAAAAAGAGCGGAGAAAAACAGCAAAAAGAAGCAAACAAUUUAAAAUUUUACAACCGUGUCGACCGUUUGAUGUUUACCGGGCCCCCGAGUCUUUCCAUCGCUCCCGGUGGUAACGCUUCGUAACGCUACUCACUCUCCUCCCAACAAGCAAUGUCGUCGAAACCGGUAACGCCGGUUUCGCAGCGCCGCGCGUAUCCUGGCGAAAAUGAAAACACUCGCAUCCCGCAACCCUUCUGCCGGUCCUUCUCGCUGCGCAUGCGCACCAGCCGAAGCUUCCAUGACUACCAACAUUAUCGGAGCGAGUGCUGCGAUUGCGAUUGUGGUGCCUCGCAGCAGCUGGGCAGCCAUCCAAGCAAUCUAGUCAUGCAAGGAUCGGGAGUGAAGACGAAAAAUACGGCAGCCACAGUAUUGCACGGAGGCAGUAAAUCGAUUUCCCAUGGCCUCCAUCAGCAGCAGCAACGUUCACCAACGAUGGCAACUUCGAAUCCUGCCACAGACGUCGCCGACGAGGUGGAUUCAUUCGCCGUUUCGUCCAGCACCGGAAAGGAUGGCCCCGUACCGAACGGUGUAAUACCGCACGGCGGUCACAGUGAUGGCGGUCACACUCAGCACACCAAUUGCAUCACAUCGUCCGGGCUUUGCAAAUCGAAAGGAACGUGCCAGCAGCUGAAACAGCAGCAACCCAGCAUCAGCUGUCAGCAGAAGCAGCAUGAGCGUGGCAUGUCUUUGAAUUUAGUCAACUCCGGACACAGUAGCAGUAGUAGUCAAAGAACGCCCCGAACUCCACAAACGCCGGGCGGAGGUUCCGGACUGGGUUUGCAGCGCGCCGGCGGCGGCGGUGCAGUCGGCGGUGGCCUCAGUCCCAAGACGCCACCCGUUUCGCCCGAGUCCCCAAUCAACAGCUAUCUGGACGAUGAUCUAGACUCGCUGCACAGCUACAGCUCGGUGGCGAGCGGCAUGUCCUGCGACCAUCCGUACGUCGCGCGCAACGGCACGACCUUCAGUGGCCGCAAGAUGAAGUACGUGGUGCACUGCUCGAGCCACGCGGGACAAACCGGCGGCGACUAUCUGACGCCGACGCAGCGCGCCCAGCGCCAGAUACGCCGGCUGAAGGAGCUGCUCUCGCAGGCGCGGUGCGAUCUGGAGCAGCGCGACAGCGAGAUCCUGCGGCUCACGAAGGAGGUGGUCGAGCUGCGCCUGUUCAAGGCAUCGCUGAGCUCGCCGGAGGAGCGCAGCAACUCGAGCGAUGCGGUAACGGUGCGGGAGAACACCACGAACGAUGUGAACACGCCCAGCUCGAGCCAGGACAUUUCGCCCAUCGUCGACCAGAUCGAUGAGGGGGUGGCGAAGGCGAGCCCACGCCACCACCAUCACCAUAUGCAGGCUGGCAUCCAUCAGGUGCAGUUCAUCGACAAGCUGUCGACGUCCGAGAUGCAGAGCUCGUUCGCAGAUUCGGGACACUUCGAGGACAUUACCACGUCGUCGAUCCACUCGAAGGACUCGUACGUGCACACGCAGGACCGUGCGUGCGGCAGUGACGAGGAGAUGGAUGCGGAGCGGAAGCGGCUCGUUGCCCUGUACGAAGAGCGCAUCGAGGAGCUGAUCAAGCAGCACCAGUCGGAGGAACAGCAGCUGCGCACGUCGAACAACGAUCGGUUUGAGGUGCUGCUCCAGAAGCUGGCCGAGUCCAACACACGCUACUGCGAUCUGGUGCCGGACUAUGAGCAGGCUAAAGAGCGCAUCCGAGAGUUGGAGAAGCAGCUGGAAAAACUGCAAACUCAACUGCAGGAGCAGGAGGAUAAGGCGAACAAGAUGUAUCUGCACAUGUACACCAAGGGCCAGGAGGCGGAGCGGCAGGAACAGGCAGACCGUAUCAGCGAUAUGGCACACGCCUCACCAAGCCGCGUCUCCAUUCCGGAACUGAUGCAGCAGCUCCAGGUCACACAGGAUGAACUGGAAAACAUAAGGGAUACGAACUAUCAGCAAGAAAGUGGCGGUACGCAGGUUUUACUGAGCGCAAAAGAAGCAAUCUCACUCUGGCUUCUCGGUGCCCGUAAGACCAUGUACAAGCGAUUGAUCGAUGCUCAGCAGACGAAAAACAAGGUCGAUCCCGAAGUGACGCUGCAGUUCCUGAAGAGUGCAAUCUACUACUUCCUGACGGAUAAGGAAAAUUCGCAGGGCCACUUGAACGCGAUUGAGAGUAUUCUCGGCUUCUCGGAUGUAGAGCGCUCCAAUAUCGACAAGGCGCGAGCGUACAAGUAAAAUGGUUUAAGAGCACUGCAACGCUUAUAUAUAGAAACAAAAUGGGAGAAAUAGUAAAAGAAUUAGG